Molecule: messenger RNA, 1041 nt
Organism: Zygotorulaspora mrakii
Lineage: Eukaryota; Fungi; Ascomycota; Saccharomycetes; Saccharomycetales; Saccharomycetaceae
Product: SDR family oxidoreductase
Exons: 1
Coding region: 1-1041 (346 amino acids)
Biological process (GO): steroid biosynthetic process
Molecular function (GO): 3-beta-hydroxy-Delta5-steroid dehydrogenase (NAD+) activity
Source: RefSeq, a predicted model, not a curated record
AUGGACUACCAGCAAAAGAACAUGUCAGUUCUAGUUACAGGGGCUACUGGAUUCAUUGCCCAACAUAUAGUCAAUGAUCUUCUGAAGCAAGGCUACAAGGUAAUAGGAACCGUAAGAUCAGAAGAUAAAGGUAAAAAGCUCAAGAGCCAAUUUGGAAAUAAUGAUUUGCUGGAGAUGGAAGUAGUGCCAGAUAUUGCACAACCCAGGGCAUUUGAUGAUAUAUUCAAAAAGUACAGCAGCGAAAUCAAAGUGGUACUUCACACUGCCUCUCCCUUUCAUUUCAGAGCCACUGACUAUGAGAAGGAGCUCUUAAUUCCCGCAAUCCAAGGUACCAAAGGUUUGUUACAGUCGAUCAUGGAAUUCGGUUCACAAACUGUCGAGCAUGUAGUCAUCACCUCUUCCAUUGCCGCAAUCAAGGACACUUACAGGUUCUUAGAAAAGGACCUUGUAUACACAGAGGAUAACUGGAACCCUAUUUCUUGGUCCGAAAGUCAACUCAACCCACAGGAUGCAUACCGUGGUUCAAAGAAUUUCGCUGAAAAGGCGGCAUGGGAUUUCCUGCAGCACAAUAAGGGGCUGAUUAAGUUAAAUCUGACCACGAUAAACCCAGCACUCAUUUUUGGCCCUCAACUGUUUGCCGAAAAUAUUACGGGUACACUGAAUACUUCAGCGGAAGUAAUCAAUUCGUUCCUUCAGUCUAUGCCCGACCGCGAUAUCACGAACAUCAGAGGUGACUUCGUUGACGUUCGCGACGUAUCUAAAGCACAUUUGCUAGCAUUCCAAAAUGAAGAGGCUAUUGGAAAAAGACUUGGGCUAUCGGCAGGACAGUUUAAUGGCCAAGAUUUGGCUGAAAUUCUAAAUAGGAGAUUUCAGCAAUUACGGGGUGUAAUCCCGCCGUGCACCAGUGAGGGCGCUUAUAAGAUCCAGCCAUACGCGAAAUUCGAUAACUCUAAGACAAAGGAGAUACUAGGUUUCGAAUUCAUUACUCUAGAGAAGAGUUUGUGCGAUACAGCAGCGCAGAUUCUCAAAAAGGAAUACUAA